Messenger RNA from Gossypium raimondii (Peruvian cotton), 4010 nucleotides. Its product is annotated as disease resistance protein RUN1-like. Lineage: Eukaryota; Viridiplantae; Streptophyta; Magnoliopsida; Malvales; Malvaceae. The record is from RefSeq and is a predicted model, not a curated record. The coding region runs from base 100 to 3642 and encodes 1180 amino acids. The transcript is spliced from 6 exons. Gene Ontology annotation, molecular function: protein binding; ADP binding. Gene Ontology annotation, biological process: signal transduction; defense response.
AUAUACUUAUUGUUUCUACUUUGUUUCUGAGGUAUUGAGCGAUCUAUUUUCUGAUUUUGAACACUACAUCCACAUAUAUUUUUCUUCUCAUACAUCGUCAUGUCGUCAUUACUUUCGACUUCCUCAUCCAUUUCUAGAAAGAAAUACGAUGUUUUCUUGAGUUUUAGAGGUGAAGAUACUCGCAAGAACUUCACGGAUCAUCUCUACGAUGCUCUAAAGAGGAGUGGGAUCGUCACUUUCAGGGAUGAUCCAAAGCUGGAGGCCGGCGAAGAGAUCGCGCCAGAACUCUUUAAAGCAAUUCAGCAAUCAUGGUGCUCGGUAAUCGUUUUUUCACAAACUUAUGCCUUUUCAAGUUGGUGCUUGGAGGAGCUUGCUGAGAUUGUUCAACAACAUAACAACGACGGCCAUAAAGUGUUUCCAAUUUUUUACGAUGUUGAUCCAUCUGAUUUAAGAAAACAAAAAGGGAAAGUGGAAGAAGCCUUUGCCAGACAUGAAGAGAGAUACAAAGAAGAAAGUGAGAAGAUCCAAAGGUGGCGAAAUGCUUUAAUUCAAGUGGCUGCAGUCAAGGGAUGGCAUUUAAAUAACAGGCAUGAAUCAGAAUUUAUUAGAGACAUUGUUAAGAAGAUAUCAGCAAAACUAUGUCAGACAUAUCCAGUUACUCAUAGCGACUUGGUUGGUAUUAGUGAACGCUUGGAGGAUUUGUAUUUGAAAAUAAACAUUGGGGAAGAUGAUGUCCGCGUUAUAGGAAUUUGCGGAAUGGGUGGCAUCGGUAAAACGACACUCGCAAGAGUUGCUUACACUCAAAUGUCACCUCAUUUUGAAGGUAAAAGCUUUAUUGCUGAUAUUCGAGAAGUUUCAGACAAAUGCGGACUAGUUUCUUUACAGAAACAACUUCUUUCACAGAUCUUUCAUGGUGAAUGCUUCAACUUUUUCGAUGUUCAUGAAGGAAGUGACAUAAUUAGCCAUAGGUUGUCUCACAAAAAGGUUCUUGUUGUUCUUGAUAAUGUUGAUAACAUACAACACUUAAAAUGCUUGGUUGGAAGGCACGAUUGGUUCGGAUUAGGAAGUAGAAUCGUUGUAACAACAAGAGACGAACAUUUGCUUCGAUGUUGCCAAGUUAAUGACGUGUAUAUGCCCACAACACUGAAUCCCAAAGAUGCGCUUCAACUUUUCAGUCUGAAAGCUUUUCAUAGUGAUACAGUGCAGAAAGAUGAUUUCAUUGAGCUUUCUAAACAUGUUGUAAAUUAUGCUGGUGGACUCCCUUUAGCUCUUGAAGUUUUAGGUUCCUUUUUGUGCGGUAGAGAUGCGACUCAAUGGAGAAGUGCGAUUGAAAGACUUAAAAGAGAUUCUAAUAAAGAAAUUCUCGAUAAACUUCGAAUCAGUUUUGAUGGACUGGAAGAAAGGGAGAAGAAUAUAUUUUUAGAUAUAGCAUGCUUCUUCAAUGGGGAGAAGAAAGAUUUUGUAAUCAAAGUAUUGCAUGGUUGUGAGUUUUUUCCUGAUAUUGGAAUUGAUGUUCUCGUUAAAAAAUCUCUCCUAAAAGUCGAUGAACACAGCAAAUAUUUGAAGAUGCAUGACUUGUUGCAAGAAAUGGGAAGAACAAUUGUUAAAGAAAAAUGUGUUGAUGAACCUGGAAAACGUUGCAGAUUGUGGGAGGAAAGGGACAUCCAUCAUGUCCUAACAAAAAACACUGCUACAGAAAUGAUUGAAGGCAUAAUCAUCGAUAAUAAAAGGGAAUCGAACAAGAUGCUCAAUUUGAGUGCGGAUACCUUCUUGAAGAUGAAAAAACUGAGAUUGCUCAAAGUGCUUUGCCUUUUAAAUUGUGAUGAUCUCAAAUAUCUUUCUAAUGAACUACGACUUUUAGAUUGGAAAGGAUACCCUUUAAGAUACUUGCCUUCAAGCUUUCAACCGGACAACCUUGUCGCACUUCUUUUACGAUGUAGUCACAUUCAACAACUAUGGAAGGGAAAUAGACCCUUGUCUAACUUGAAAAUAGUGAACCUCGAAGGGUCCCAAAACCUGAUCAAGACACCAGACUUCACAACAGCAUCAAAUCUUGAAGUUUUGAUUUUGGCAGGUUGUACCAAAUUAGUGGAUGUUCAUCCAUCAAUCGGGGUGCUUAAGAGCCUUAAACUUUUGAAUUUAAGAGACUGCAAAAGUCUUAGGACUCUUCCAACCAAAAUUGGAAUGGAAUCUCUUGAAACAUUAAUUCUUUCGGGUUGCUCAAGUCUUGUAAGGUUUCCGGAGAUUGGUGGAAAAAUGGAACGUCUAAAAACUCUAGAUCUUGCCGGUUGUUAUAGAGUGGAAAAUUUAUCGGAGAAUUUGCAGCAUGCAAAGCUUUUGGAAGAGCUCGACUUGAGUGAAACAGCCAUAACAGAACCACCAUCCUUCAUUUUUCAAUUUAAAAAUCUUGAAGUUCUGUCUUUCAAUGGGCGCAAGGGACCAUCAUAUAAGUCACUGCCAAAUUUGCCUUCUCUGUUCAAGGUAAUCCAAGGAAGGAGGACGAAUCCCAUGGCUCGGAUGUUGCCUUUGUUGUCAGGUUUGAGUUCUUUAAGUGUGCUAAACCUAAGGGACUGCAAUCUUUGUGAAGGAGAUAUUCCACCUGAUAUUUCUGGUCUAUCCUGUUUGGUAAUACUUGAUUUUAGUGGUAACAAUUUCGUCAGCGUACCUGCAUCUCUUACUCGACUCUCAAAGCUUGAGUCUCUUGAAUUGUCAAAUUGCAACCUGUGCACUCUUGGUGAAGCAGAUACUCCUAGUGAUAUUUCUGGUCUAUCCUCUUUGAGUUAUCUUUAUCUUUGUGGUAACAAUUUCAUCACCAUUCCUUUGGCUCUUACUCAACUUUCCCAGCUUCAUUGUAUUGUAUUGUCAGAUUGCAAGAUGCUUAAAUCGUUGCCUGAGCUACCAACAAGUAUAGAAAGUGUGAUAAUAGAUGAUUGUUCUUCACUUGAAGUAAGUCCAUCAAAAGUAAGCAAUUUAGUGGUUGGUGAUAACAUUCAUGCCAUUAACUGCUUCAAAUUUGCUGAGAAAAUCAAUGCAGUAGCACUGCUGAAAGAACAUCUUAAGGCACUUCCAAAUUCUGGAAAAUGGCUUGAUAAUGACUUCUUUGAUAUUUUGGUGCCCAGAAGUGAAAUUCCAGAAUGGUUUAGCCAACAAAAAAGUGACUCUUCAGUUAAGAUACCCCUACCUAUCAGCCUUCACGAAGAUAGUGAAUGGAUUGGAGUUGCUUGUUGCUGCAUUUUUGUCAAUAAAGAUGCUUCAAGGGCUAUCAGAUGGGAUGGAUCUAUUUUUGGUGGAAAUCAUCGACCAAUUGGUUGUAGAAACCGAUGGGUAGCUCCAUUCUUUGACAGGCCCAUAAUGAAAGAUCACCUUUUUAUUCGUUAUUUUCCGCGUAAUGCAAUAGAUCCAUUUGACUUGGAGGAUAAAUAUCAACUACGCGAUGAGCUUUAUUUGCCUUUCAAUAACGAAUUAGGAGUAGAUGACCCUCGUGUUAAGGUAAAGAAGUAUGGUUUUAGAAUAGUGUACGAGGAAGAUUUGGAAGAAAUAAAAGAGUUGCAGUGCCAUACCACUCCAUCUUCUCCAAAUUUUGAACACAUCCACCAACACGCUGCUCUCAACCAUGGAUCAGUAGGUAGCAGUUCUUGUUGAAGCCAUGGCCUGCAUUGCAACAAAGAACCAACAGCAACAAUUUGGUCAAAAGACCAACAGCAGCAAAUUGUACAAGUUUAGCUGCUAUACUGUUUUGUAGCAAAGAAAUGGAGUUGGUUCAAUUAUAGAAUUACUUUUUGAAUAUUUUGUUCCUAUGGAACUUAGCCUAAAUCUUUGUAAUGAGUUAGCUAAGAUAGUAGGAAGUUUGACUGAUGUAAUAGCUGGUAUGCCAGCUUUCUUUUGUAAGCAAGUUGCUAUGUUUUAGUAUGUAUUAAGUAAGGGCAGUUAAAUUAGUAGGUAACUGUCAAAUUGUUUGUAACCUUCAUAUAUUCAAAAUUUGAAUGAAAAAUAUAUGACUUCAGUUACAA